AUGGGUGCAUCUUGUUGCGGAUCCAAGGCUGAGCAUGUUCAUGCCAGCUUGGGAGAACAGGGCCAUGCGCAUACCGAUCAUACAAGCGAAGCUUCUACUGUCGAGCACGAUGGGAUACAUGAACAUAAUCAUGGCCAUACGCACGAAAAUGGCGAGGACCAUGGCCACGAACAUGGAGGAUGCUGCGACGAUCACUCCGAUGCCUCUAGUAUCACGUCCCGGGCCUCGACCUGCUGCGGUAGCGAGGAACAUUGCAGUGAGAAAUGCAUCCAUGCCAUUGCGGCCCUUGAGUGCAAGAAGGCUUGUGACGACGAUCCAGGCCACGAAGGCUCCGAGGAUCAGCCCCAUGAGCACGACCAUGGCCUCCACAAGUCUGACACAGCCUGCGGUACCCAUCUCGAAGCUGCAUUCAACCAGUAUAGCAGCUACCUCGAACAGAUCCGCUGCAUUUGCCGAAGCGCUAUCGAGCAGGGAAUGACAUCCCUCGAAACAUGCUGCAUGGGCACACGAACGAGCACGAAUAAGCACAAGCACCGGAGAAAGCAUGGGAAGAAGAAGGCUGCCCCAGCUAUUCCAGCCUUCAAGCCUUCUGGGGCCGGGAGUAAGCAAGUUGAUGUCGAAAACGCUGCGAACCUCGAGACAGUCGGGUUUCUUGUUAGUGGUAUGGACUGUACAUCUUGUGCAGAUAAGUUGCUCCGAAUCUUUGGUAGCAUGACUGGUGUUUCCAAUGCACAGGUCAACUUUGUCAUGGGCAAGGGAGAGUUCGACGUUGAUUCAUCCAUCACUAAUGCUGAAGAGGUUCUCAGCUUUGUGUCUGGGGCAAGUGGAUUCAUGCUUAGCAAGAUCAUCGGCGGAAAUUACUUUAUCGAUGUCUUGGCUACGACUGCACAGAGCAAGGGACUUGUCGAGUACCCACCUCAAGGCGUGACGGAUGUGCAGUCACUUGACAAGAAAACGGUCCGCCUAUCGUAUGAACCAACAAUCAUUGGUGCUCGAGACCUGAUGGAACAGGUCAAAGACAAGUGCAAUGGCCUUGCCGAACCCCGUGGAGAUCCUCAACUCGAGAACAGUCGCCGUCGCCUCUGGGACCAACUCACAAAGACUCUGCUCGCCGCAGCACUCACCAUCCCCGUCGCAGUAGUCUCAUGGAGUGAGAAUCUAGUCGACAAAAAGACGGAAGGAAUCGUCUCUCUGAUCCUUGGUACACUUGUUCAAUGCAUCGCUAUCCCCGAGUUCUAUCGUCCAGCUCUCGCUGCUCUCUGGUACAGUCGAACUGUCGAGAUGGACAUGCUUGUCGUCAUAAGCAUCACGGCUGCUUACGUCUACUCCGUCGUUGCUUUUAGCUUCGAAAUGGCGGACAACCCUCUCGAUGAAGGUCAAUUCUUCGAGACUGGCACCAUGCUAAUCACGCUCAUCCUUGUUGGUCGCCUUAUCGCUGCUUUCGCCAGAGUCCAAGCUGUUUCAGCUGUGUCUCUUCGAUCUAAGCAGAACAACAUUGCUGUACUCACUGAGAAGGAAGGCGAUCGUGAGAUUGACGCCCGCCUUCUUCAGUAUGGAGAUGUGUUCAAGGUUCUGCCUCACUCUCGAGUACCUACAGAUGGUAUCGUCAUCUCGGGCAAGACUGAAGUUGACGAGUCCAUGCUUACCGGAGAGACACUUCCUAUUGUCAAGCAGAAGGGCAGUGACUUGAUUGCAGGUACUGUGAAUGGAGAUGGUACUGUCACUGUGCAGUUGACACGUCUUCCUGGCAAGAACACAGUCACCGACAUUGCCCAGCUUGUCGAAGAGGCUGCCAAGUCAAGACCAGAGAUCCAGGACCUCGCCAACAAGGUCGCUGGGUGGUUUGUUCCUGCUAUGGCUACUGUCGCCGUCCUAGUUCUUGUUAUCUGGAUCGCCUGCGGCAUGGAGGUUCUCGACUACAGCGCGGGAAAGAGUGUUGGUAAUGCCAUCACAUAUGCUGUGGCUACCCUUGCUGUCGCCUGUCCUUGUGCUCUUGGCCUUGCAGUCCCAAUGGUUCUUGUGGUCGCUGGCGGUAUUGCAGCUCGAGGCGGUGUCAUCAUAAAAUCUGCUGACACUACUGAGGGAGCGCGCAAGACCACCGACGUUGUCUUUGACAAGACUGGUACUAUCACUGAGGCUGAGCUUGCUGUGACUGAGCAAGUGAAUCUGAAUGGAGACAUGGUAGACAACCUUGCUUUGGCCAAGGCUCUUGUUUCUGGCGGUAAACAUCCUGUCUCGGCCGCGGUUGAGAAGCAUCUUGAAGGACAGUCCAUCAAAUCUAUGCCUGGCGUGGCUAAUGUUCAAGUCGUUCCAGGCGCUGGAGUCGAAGCGGAGUAUCUAAACUCGAUUCUCAGAGCUGGAAAUGCUCGAUGGACUGGAGCUGAUAAACUCGACGAUGUGUCACGACUUCAGCAUGGUGGUCUUACUACACUUGUCGUGACUCGCGAUUCCGUUCCGCUUAUUGUCUUUGGCCUCUCAGCUCAGAUCCGCCCUGAAGCAGUACGAGUUAUUUCUGAGCUCAAGUCUCGCAACAUCAACGUUCAUCUGGUUUCGGGAGAUCAGAUCAAGGCUGUACAAGCUGUCGCGGCAUCUGUUGGUAUUGCCGCCGAGAACGUUGUUGGGGAGCGUACUCCACCUGAGAAGAGAGACUAUGUCGCUUCUCUGAUGGAUCAAGGCAAGCGAGUUCUCUUUUGUGGUGACGGUACGAAUGAUGCCAUCGCUGUAGCUCAAGCUAACGUCGGCGCUCAAAUGGGAGGUGGUUUGACCAGCAGCGACGUGACUCAAGGUGCAGCAGACGUGGUUCUUCUGAAUGGUCUUGAAGGCAUUCCGUUUCUCCUUGAUAUCAGCAAAGUCUCGUUCCAACGCAUGUACUUUAACUUCGUUUGGUCUGCUGUCUACAAUAUCUUGGCAAUCACAAUGGCUAGCGGUGCUUGGGUUGAGUUCCGAAUUCCGCCAAGGUAUGCUGGUUUGGGAGAGAUGGUCAGCGUGGUACCUGUUAUUCUUGCUGCCAACUCUAUGUUCUUCGCGCGAUACUUCAAGCUGAAGCAAUGA
Messenger RNA from Fusarium redolens, 3051 nucleotides. Its product is annotated as heavy metal translocating P-type ATPase. The record is from RefSeq and is a predicted model, not a curated record. Gene Ontology annotation, cellular component: membrane. Gene Ontology annotation, molecular function: metal ion binding; ATP hydrolysis activity; ATP binding. The transcript is spliced from 3 exons. Bases 1 to 3051 code for a protein of 1016 amino acids. NCBI's taxonomy places the organism in Eukaryota, Fungi, Ascomycota, Sordariomycetes, Hypocreales, Nectriaceae. Gene Ontology annotation, biological process: monoatomic cation transport.